Paramecium sonneborni is the source of this 998-nucleotide messenger RNA. Lineage: Eukaryota; Ciliophora; Oligohymenophorea; Peniculida; Parameciidae. The record is from the annotation of a GenBank genome assembly.
AUGAUAAAAAUUUUAAUUUGCUUAUUCGUUUUAAUACAAAUUUUAUGUUAAGAUGGGGAUGGAAUGGAUGAAGCUAAAAAAUUAUAUUAAGAAUUACAUGGUGAAAUUGAAUUAGAAGAAAAUUCAAAUGAGAAUGAAUAAGAAUAAGAAGACAAAGAAUGUGAAGCAACAAAAUAAGAUGAAUAAAUCUAUAUGGCGAAAUAAUUGUCAAAAGUAGUUUUAGAAGAAUAAAUAGAAAAAAUAACAAAAAGACUUUCUGAUAUAAAUGUUUAAAUUGAAUCUUUGAAAUAUAAUAUGCCAACAAAUGAAAAAUCAGAUGAAUGCAUUGAAUUUAAAGAUUGUGCAGCUUGUACAAAAAAUGCAAAAUGUGGAUGGUGUAGCAUGGAGGAAAAAUGUGUAGCAGGUGAUAAUAUAGCUCCAUUUUAUACAAUGUGCAAUUUUUAUAAUUAUUUAUAUUGUGCAGGAGAAUGUGCUAGAUAUGUUGAUUGUGAUGUAUUUAUAUUAUUAAGGAAAGUCAUGUGUUAAGGAUACUGCCUGUGGAUGGUGUGAAGAUCAACCUCAUAUAAUUAUUAGUUGUGUUUAGCUAGAUUCUGAUGGCAUUUAGUGUCCAUAAAAUUAUUUAAUAGGAGAUGGAGCUGAUAAAUGUCCAAAACGAUAAUUGAUUGUUUUAAAAACUGUAAAUAAUAAGAAAAGAAAAGAAACUAAAGCAGAAGAACCAAAUAAUAAAAACUCAGAAAGAGGCUGGGAGGAUAAUUAUGGUAUUUUUCUCAAUAAUGGAGUUCAUAGUAUUUGUCAGACAAGGAAGAUAUAAGGAGAGAAUGAAUGCUCUUAGAGAAAAUGCUAGUCCUUCUGGAGCAUCAGUUGGAACUAAUGAAUUGGAUAGAUUAUAUGAUGAGAGAGCAACUUUAGAGAAAAAACUUAAUUCUUAUUAGAAAUAAUAUAAAAAACUAGUUGGAGAGGGGGGAGAAGAUGGAUAGGACGAAAAUGCAGAUGAAUGA